AUUAUUGUCUUAGUAAAUAAAUGUAUAUAUAAAAACUUUCAUUCAAAUGAAGAUGCACAUAAUUGUUAAAUGAUUUCCAUGCUUUUUCAAAUCGAAAAAGUUAAUGUAGCUCAAAUAGGACGGGUAUUUAUAAAAUAAUAACAUUUGUAGUAUGUCGGAUACUAAGAGCUCUAUUGCAGAACAGAAACUAAAAGCAUUCACCAUUGGAGCAAUGGGGAAAAGAACUUUAAGUAAACGGGAACUGGAGGAACAAAGAAAGAGGGAAGAGGAGGAAGCAGCAGCUCAUGUAUUUCAAGAAUUUGUAGAAACAUUUCAAGAAGCUCCUAUUAAUGGUAGUUCUAAAGUUUGGGUAAAAGCAGGAACAUAUGAUGCAGGGGCUAGAAAGGAAGACACUAGAGAAAAGGGGAAGUUGUAUAAACCUACAUCCAGGUUAGCAACAGCUCAAGAUCAAUUGAGCUCUGCAGAUAGAGCUCAAGCAUAUGCAAAGCUUUUAACAUCGGAUAGAAAACCAGAACGAUUGGGCAAGAAGAAGCAAACUGCCAAAAGUAACCUUGAAUCAUUUAUGGAAGAGCUGAGGCAAAUACAAGAAGAACGAGAGGAACGCCAUAAAUAUAAAGGGGCAGUCAAAACCCCACUUGAAAAUGAGUUGGAUAUGCUAAUGAGAAGUGGAGAUAUAGGUUCCUUUGAUAAUGGGGAUCCAAAUACUACUAAUCUGUAUCUCGGAAAUCUUAAUCCUAAGAUCACUGAGCAACAACUAUUAGAGUUAUUUGGAAGAUUUGGCCCCUUAGCGAGUAUAAAAAUAAUGUGGCCCCGCUCUGAUGAAGAAAAAGCAAGGGGUCGUAAUUGUGGUUUUGUUGCAUACAUGUCGAGAAAAGACGGCGAGCGAGCUUUGAAGAGUUUAAGCGGGAAAGAUGUGUUUGGUUAUGAAAUGAAGCUCGGUUGGGGUAAAGCGGUUAUUAUUCCCCCUUAUCCUAUUUACGUCCCUCCCGUGUUAUUAGAUAUUUCACAACCUCCGCCGCCUUCCGGUUUACCAUUCAAUGCUCAGCCCGCUGCAAGGGAUAAAGAUGUGUUGCCAAAAUCACAGGAAGAACUUAAUGAAAUAUUAUCCAGAGCGGUUGUGAAAGUAGUGAUACCAACUGACAGGAAUCUGAUUAUGCUAAUACAUAGAAUGGUGGAAUUUGUUGUUCGAGAAGGGCCUAUGUUUGAAGCAAUGAUCAUGAAUAAGGAGCUCCAAAACCCUCAAUUUAGGUUUUUAUUUGAAAAUCAAAGUCCACCUCAUAUCUACUAUAGAUGGAAAGUAUAUUCAAUUCUUCAUGGCGAUUCCCAGAAAGAAUGGAAUACCAAGGAAUUUAGAAUGUUCAAAAAUGGAUCCAUAUGGAAACCGCCUCUCAUGAACUGUUACACAUUGGGUAUGCCAGAGGAGUUAAUAAAAGAGGACGAUUCUAAAGAAAGUUCAAAAGGAAGCCUUUCUAAUUCGCAGAGGGAUAGGCUAGAAGACCUAUUACGGCAAUUAACCCACGAAAGAAAUAAAAUAGGUGAAGCAAUGGUGUUCUGCAUCGAGCAUAGCGAAGCAGCUGAGGAAGUUGCUGAAUGCAUCGCUGAGUCUCUAUCCAAUAAAACCACUCUCCUUACCAAAAAGAUUGCCCGACUUUACUUGAUUUCAGAUAUUUUACAUAACUGUCAAGUUAAAGUCUCAAAGGCAUCGUUUUUUAGAAAGGCGUUUGAGUUAAAAUUGGUAGAUAUAUUUAAGUGCAUCAAAGAAACUUACGAUAAUUUAGAAGGUAGACUGCAGGCAGAAGGUUUUAGGGUUAGAGUAUUGCGAGUUUUAAAAGCGUGGGAUGACACAAUAUACCCAAAAGACUUUAUGACCAAACUAAACAAUAUCUUUCUGGGAACGUAUCGCAAAAAUAAGAAGGAAUUGCCUCAUGAAUUUUUUAAACCCAUAAGCAGACCUAUUCAAUCCAGAAUGUUUGCUUUUCAGGAUGAUAUUACUUUGGUGUCCUAUAUACCAAAAAGAAAUAAAAACGUACUCCUUUUGUUUAGUUUGCAUCAUGACGAUAAAAUUGAUGUGGAUUUCAUGAAACCCGAAAUGAUUCUUGACUACAAUUCUACAAAGGGGAGAGUUGAGACAGAAGACAAAACUUCUGAUAAGGAUAUGGCUGAAGAUAUUGAUGGCAAUCCCCUAGAUCCCCAAUAUUCUGAAGAUGACAAUCCUGUCGACGGAACACUCUUGAAAUCCGCGAUGAUGUUAUAUGAGAGCGAUGGAGAAGACUUCGAUAUAGAUGGGGAAGAGAUUCAAGAAGAAACAAAACCGGAUGCCUUUAGUGGAUUUGUGACGUCAAAAUGGGAAACUGUAGAUCCAGAACAAGUUGAGGCGCAAGCCAUGACCACAAGCAAAUGGGAUAUGUUGGACAAUAGUCAGGAUGACAGUCAGGAGAGCGGUAUAAAUGAAGUUCAAGAAUAUACUGAGUAUCAGGAUCGAGAUUUAUCGGAAGAAAAGAGACAGAAGUUAAGAGAAAUAGAAGUAAAAGCUGUACAAUAUCAGGACGAACUAGAAUCGGGACAAAGGCAAUUGAAAAGUGGCUGGACGUUACCUCAACAAGUGGAGCAUUAUAGGAGAAAGUUGCUUAGAAAAUCGGAAAAGGAAAAGAAGGAGAAAAACGAAAAGUCGUCGAAAGGUGAAAAGCAUAAACGCGACUAUGAAAAAAGCGUUCGAAAGCUUAAUAGUGGAGACAGUUCCGAUGAUGAACAUUAUUAUAAGGAACUGUAA
Messenger RNA from Diabrotica balteata, 2770 nucleotides. Lineage: Eukaryota; Metazoa; Arthropoda; Insecta; Coleoptera; Chrysomelidae. The record is from the annotation of a GenBank genome assembly.